Molecule: messenger RNA, 3346 nt
Organism: Cyphomyrmex costatus
Lineage: Eukaryota; Metazoa; Arthropoda; Insecta; Hymenoptera; Formicidae
Gene: siz
Product: Brefeldin-resistant Arf-GEF family protein schizo
Exons: 9
Coding region: 211-3324 (1037 amino acids)
Biological process (GO): actin cytoskeleton organization; regulation of ARF protein signal transduction
Molecular function (GO): guanyl-nucleotide exchange factor activity
Source: RefSeq, a predicted model, not a curated record
AUCGGAUUUAUAGGUUCGUCGGAUACCGAGCGUAUCUUUUUUAACGUGAUUACUCUUCUUCCGCCAGUUAACCAAAGAAUACUGUGGUAAUUCGCGAAUGUUAUUUACGAAUUGAAUUAAAACGUAAGCUGUGCAAAGAACGCGACGAUGAGCUCGAAUCGCAGCGGGACUCAUAUCCCGGCACGGUGAACACUUUUGUGACGAACAGUGAUGAUCACAUAUACGAUGAUCGAGCCACGCAGUGACAGGGUGACGGUUUGCUCACCUAAGACUCAGCACCACUGUUAUCAAGUGAUACGAACCACCAGAGUGCACCAAAGUUCGCGAAGCUCGAAGAUGGUGACCGUUCAGGAAAGGGUCGUCAGGUCGCGUCUUCAGUUGGGUUACUCCACGCCGACGUCAUUCAUCAAUCGCUUCCCGACCAAGGUGGAGAGACCGUCGCACAGCAGCACGGCCGCUAGCCAGAUCCACGGCAACAUGCACGGCGCGUACUCGUCUGGUAGCCAGACGUCUCUGUCGACGACGUCCUACAUCACCGGCCAGUCCUACAUGCAGAACCAGAAUUAUGCGCACGGGCCUCCGUAUCCUGCCGCGGGCGUGCAGGUCUAUUCGCACAACGCGACAGGCUACUCGCAGCCGCAGAGCUACGGCACCAUAGUGCAGGCCUUCGGCGGGCAACCACAGUCCGCUGGGUAUCAGCAGAAUCACCUUAAGAAGGGCUCGGUCCGUAACGGCGACGUGCUCAAGCGAUGUCGGCUGCAGACCGCGUACGAGUUGUCGCAGGAUCUACUUGACAAGCAGAUUGAGAUGCUGGAGCGGAAAUACGGCGGCGUGAAAGCGCGGAACGCGGCACUGACGAUUCAACGUGCCUUUCGGAGGUACACAUUGCUGAAGAAAUUCGCGGCGAUCACGGCGAUGGCCAAGGCGGAGAAGCGAUUGAGCAGGAAGCUUCAAGAAUUGGCGAUCGACCGCUCGGGCAAUCUCAACGAUCACGAGAGAAUGGUUUAUCAUAGUCAGAUAUACAUUCAGCAGGCACAGUCCGCCAAUAGCAGACCGAUGCCGAUCCGAAGCAUGUCUCUCAGGGAGAGGCGGCACGUGGACAAUUCGCAAUCGCCUAUACCAAGGAGUCAGAGCGGUAGAUGCGAGGUCCAGGUCAGCGGCCAUCAACACACAAAUCAUAAUUUGCAUCAGAGCGGUAGACAUACGCCCUCAUUGGCGCCCAGCCCAUGUAACCGACAUCAGCAAUUACCACCGAGUCCCUGCUGGGAAUCGAGCUCCCAGGAGAGCGGCUCCAGUAUCCAUUACUACAAUCCACAGGAAGCCUUGUGCGGCUUGAGACAAGAAACGCCGCCGAGAGACUUGCUGCGAACACCAUGUACAUCGCCGUCGACGCCGCACAAUCUACAGACGACUAUAUCGCAAAAUUGGAACAACGCCAACCAGCUUGGUCCUGGCAGAACGAGAUGCUCCGGUAAAAAGGUCCCGCCAGAGGUGCCGAAGAGAACGUCUUCCAUCACCUCGAGAUCUAUGGAACCACGACACAAUGGUCUUAGUAAAAGCGUGGAGAACGGAAGUCUAAGUUCGGUGCAGAGUUCCGGCAGCGAUUCCACCAAUUGCGAAAGCUCCGAGGGCGAUGCUCAAAGAGGGUCGCCUGUCUGGAAGCACAAAGGGAUUUCGAGUUCGCCGGAACAUCAGGAAUGCGCGAGUCAUACUGCUGACACGGCGGCGAUGACCGCUAACGUGAAGGAGCUUGGCCACUCACAUGCCAGCUCCGGCUAUCAGCUUCCCCUAAUGGACCAUACGGAAAGUCUACCGCCUCAAACGAGCUACAAGGUGUCCGAAACAGUGAGAAAGCGACAAUAUAGAGUCGGCCUAAAUCUUUUCAAUAAGAAACCAGAAAGGGGAAUCAGUUACCUCAUUAGACGUGGAUUUUUGGAGAAUAGUCCGCAAGGAGUCGCCAGAUUCUUGAUCAGUCGAAAGGGAUUGUCCAAACAGAUGAUAGGAGAGUAUCUUGGGAAUUUGCAGAAUACUUUCAAUAUGGCAGUUCUUGAAUGUUUCUCUCAGGAGUUAGAUCUCUCUGGAAUGCAAGUGGAUGUCGCUUUACGAAAAUUUCAAGCCUACUUUAGAAUGCCUGGCGAGGCACAAAAGAUCGAGCGGUUAAUGGAAGUCUUUAGCCAACGUUAUUGCCAGUGCAAUCACGACGUAAUAUCGAGGCUGCGGUCGGCAGAUACCGUUUUUGUUUUGGCCUUUGCUAUUAUCAUGCUUAAUACGGAUUUGCAUACACCUAAUCUAAAGCCUGAGCGCCGAAUGAGACUCGAGGAUUUCAUAAAGAAUCUUCGAGGAAUUGAUGAUUGCGGCGACAUAGAUCGGGAUAUUCUAGUUGGCAUUUACGAACGAGUGAAAGAUAACGAAUUCAAGCCAGGCUCAGACCAUGUGUCGCAAGUAAUGAAGGUCCAAGCGACUAUUGUUGGAAAGAAGCCAAACAUGGCACUGCCACAUAGAAGAUUGGUGUGUUACUGCAGGCUCUACGAGAUACCAGACAUUCAUAAGAAGGAGAGACCUGGCGUUCAUCAGAGAGAGGUUUUCCUCUUUAACGAUCUGCUCGUUGUUACAAAGAUAUUGAGCAAGAAGAAGAAUAGUGUAACUUACACUUUCAGGCAGAGCUUUACACUUUGUGGCAUGGUGGUUACUUUAUUUGAAGUUUCCCAUUAUCCAUAUGGCAUAAGACUCUCUCAGCGUGUCGACGGAAAAGUUCUAGUCACAUUUAACGCUCGAAAUGAGCAUGACAGGUGUAAAUUUGUGGAAGACCUUAGAGAAUCCAUCAGCGAAAUGGAUGAAAUGGAAACUUUACGUAUCGAAACUGAACUGGAGAGACAAAAGAGCAGUAGAGGUGCGCGGGGCGGGGCAGAGAACAGAGACUCUGGCGUCGCUGAUGUAGAGAUAUGUCCUUGUCCUGGGACUUGUUCCGACAGAACGGAAACAGUCGACGUUGACACGCAAUUGAAACGUUCCGCCCUUAGUAAUUCUCUUCUUGAUAUACACGAGCAGUUUGCCGGUGAGAAGCCACAGCGUCGUGGAAGCGUAGGUUCUCUGGAUAGUGGUAUGUCUAUUUCAUUUCAAUCUACUUCUGCCAGCUCGAUGAGCCAAGGCAUUAAGCAUCCUGGACAAGUUCAUCCUAUUCAUCCAGGAGCUACAAUUCCUGGUGCCGGUGGUAAGGGACUGGCUCAGCAGCCAUCUUUUUUAGGAGGUCUCUUCGCCAAACGAGAGCGAAAACUGUCGCAAUCUGAAGAGUCUGGUCCUUACAGUCGUACCACGGAAGUAUAAUGUACUCUCUUCCAGUAACGUA